AUGAACUAUUGGAAUGUCUUGUCCUACCUCUUUGCUGUCCGAGAGGUCAACCAGAGCCCUGGGCUCCUCCACAACCUCUCCCUGGGCUACAGCAUUCACAACAACUAUCUUGAUCCAAGGUUGACUUGGGACGCCCUGCUGGACGUGCUCUCUCCUGGACAGACAAAUGUCCCAAACUACAGCUGUGGAAGGCAGACUCUCCCCCUGGCUUUUCUCGAGGGAGCCAACUCGGAGAUCUCAACCCAGAUUGCAGCAAUGCUGGGCAUCUACAAAGUCCCACAGGUCAGCCAUGCGUUUUCUUCUCAUACCCUGGGUGAUAAGACCCAGUUCCCCUUCUCCUACCCAAUCGUCCCCAAGGAGCCGACCCAGUACCAGGGGAUCACCCGGCUGCUCCUGCAUUUCCGAUGGACUCUGAAGGCCUUAACCGUGAAGGGCCAGACAAAAUGCAUGGAGAGGGAGUAUUGGGGGGCGCUUUCACAAGGGGAGGCAGAGAGGAUCCUGUCUCUGGACAGCCACGUCAUUCACAACAGCAUCCUGUCCAUGGCCCAGCUUCACCCUUUCCUGAAGGACCCUCAGUUUUAUAAUGCCUCCCUCCUCGAUGGGGCGUAUUGGGACAGGAACGGGGAGCUGGUUGCUGACUUGGACAUUGUGCACUGGGUGGUAUUUCCAAAUAUGUCCCUGCACAGAAGAAAAAUCGGGAGCUUUGAAAGACGGGGAUUGGGAGACCUCACAGUCACCAUCGAUGAGGAUGCUGCUAAGUGGCCCAAACAGAUCAACAAGAUGAGCAUGGUCAAAAACAAGUUGCUGCCCCACAAACAGAGAGCCCUCCCUACUCAAAGCAGAGCUCAUGGGCCAGGCAGAGAAUGGUCACUUCCAUUCCUUGCAGAUGCAGAGCAGUGCAGCAGAUGCCCAGAAGAUCAGCACCCAAACAAGGACCAAACUGGAUGCAUCCCCAAGGACGUCACCUACCUCACCAACAAAGAACCUCUGGGGAUCACCCUGGCUUGUUUUUCCCUGCUCUUAUCCUUAACCACAGGAGUCGUGCUGGGAAUCUUCAUUAAAUUCCUUGAAACCCCAGUCGUCAAAGCCAACAACCGGGACCUCUCCUAUGCACUGCUUGUUUCCCUCCUGCUCUCCUUCUUGUCCUGUUUCCUCUUCAUUGGCCAGCCAAGAAGCACCACCUGCCUCCUCCGACAAACGGCCUUCAGCAUCAUCUUCUCAGUGGCUGUCUCUUCUCUCUUGGCCAAGACUAUCACUGUGGUGCUGGCCUUCCUGGCCACCAAGCCAGGAAACAGGGUCAGAGGAUGGCUUGGGAGGGGUUUGGCCAGCUCCAUUGUCAUCUGCUGUUCCAGUGUCCCGGUUCUCCUCUGCACCUUCUGGCUGGCAACCUCUCCACCAUUUCCUGACACAGACAUGCACUCCCAGGCAAGGCAGAUCAUCCUGCAGUGCAACGAAGGCUCCGUGGCCAUGUUCUACGCUGCCCUUGGUUACAUGGGCUUCCUGGCUACCGUCUGCUUCACGGUGGCCUUCCUGGCCAGAAAGCUUCCUGGGGCCUUCAACGAGGCCAAGCUCAUCACCUUCAGCAUGCUGGUCUUCUGCAGUGUCUGGGUGUCCUUCGUGCCCACCUACCUGAGCACCAAGGGCAAGUACAUGGUGGCCGUGCAGGUCUUCUCCAUCUUGGCCUCCAGUGCUGGGCUUCUAGGCUGCAUCUUCCUUCCCAAGUGCUACAUUAUCCUACUACGGCCUGAUCUGAAUACCAAGGAACAUCUAACAACAAAAGCAAAGCAGGGCUUCUGA
This is a messenger RNA of Varanus komodoensis (Komodo dragon), 1797 nucleotides long. Its product is annotated as vomeronasal type-2 receptor 116-like. Gene Ontology annotation, cellular component: membrane. The record is from RefSeq and is a predicted model, not a curated record. The transcript has 5 exons. Gene Ontology annotation, molecular function: G protein-coupled receptor activity. Bases 1 to 1797 code for a protein of 598 amino acids. NCBI's taxonomy places the organism in Eukaryota, Metazoa, Chordata, Lepidosauria, Squamata, Varanidae. Gene Ontology annotation, biological process: G protein-coupled receptor signaling pathway.